CGAUCGAGCUAGCUACUUCCUGAAAUGCGUCGGUCAAGCACUAAUUAGAUAGCAAUUAGCUGCGAGCCCUAGCUGGACCUGAACCGUACAAACUUUAACGCCAUGAAUUUCAUGAACCUGGCCUCUGUCUCUGCACUGCACAUAUUCAAUUUUCUAUCGCUGAGACAUUGCCCAUUGAUCUCAUGAUCUUGGCUUUCAAGGCAAUCAAGGGACGCGCACGCACUAGUCAUUUUCACAAUAUCAAGGGUCUCUAAAAAGGCUUCCUACUUUUUGAUGAUAGAAUAAUAAUAUUGUGGGUAAGUUUUUCAAGGUAAAAAGGCAGGUAAGAGCAAGAAACGAGGAGGCAAAACUAUGCAAAAUAGUGGAUCUCUAGCACCAAGACAAUUCCUCGGUAGAAACUCUUUCUUUUUCUUGUUUCGUCCUCGGUACAAACAAUUAGCUAGGCACGCACUCGCUUUCCUUAUAAUAAUUUUUUAUUUCGUUCUAACCUUUUGUUUUGUUAAUAAAAGAAAAUCUCUCUUUUGGACUCUCUCUCUCUCUCUCUCUCUCUCUCUCUCUCUCUCUCUCUCUCUCCAUAUAUUUACGAGAAGGCUCCGAGUUGGUUCUCUUUAAUUCCUUGGUGGGGAUCUGUUUUCCGGGACCAAAAUAGAUUGAAAUGUGAGAGUCUGAGCAGAAGGAAGGGACAAAACGGAGGAGGCUGCCCAUAUCUUCAUUGCAUUUCUUACUUCUCUUUACCCAUACACGCACCUUCAUGUUGUGCAAUAUUAGAACCUCUUAAGUCUCCUGAAGUACCCGCAUUUAAUGCUUUUUUUAGCUUUCUCACUACAUAUAGACCGCUACCAUUUCUACUAGCAACCAGCCAACAUACAGUUUUCUUUAGAUUCUAUCUAUCAACCUUCCGAGCUUUUGAGACUACAUUUCCCUAAAAUGUCACUCCAUUCUUGCCUUCUUCUUUUCCUUCUAUGCCUUUCUUUGCACGCAUGUAAUGCCCGGCAUCUUCGUGCAGUUGACAACAAUCUGGAAAAGAAGAUCCACUUUUCCAACGAGAAUGAUGAGAAGAUGGGUUUUGAAUAUGAGAUUUCAGCUCUAUCAAAGGUGAAGUCUUCCCCGGCAAAACAACAUGGUGAGGCAAAAAGAGGUAGCAUAGCUGGAAACCCUUCAAAUGACAGUACUACUGAUCAAAAGCGAAAAGAGACAACUACAAACCAGAAAAUUCCUAGAGUGGAAGGAAAAACUCCAGUUUCUGUUCAAACUGAGUCUCUUGCAUCGGUUUCUUGGCGUGUGCCUUACAAGAAACCCAGUGAAAAAAAUCCUGGGUUCAACUUGGACUAUUCACCACCAAAGACACACCCUCCUUCUCACAACUGAGCAACACUUAGAGAAAAAAGGAAAAAUUCAGAAGCUCCCUAAUUAACUUCUUCUUGUUUUUCUCUUCUUGAAGCGUAUCUUUCUUUUUCUAUCAUCCGACCAGAGUCGGAGAACCAAGGUAUCACUGAAGAACUCGUUACGGUCUCGCUUAUCCUAGGCUCGAGUAUGUAGUCUUGCCAUGCAAGCACAUAUAAAUAUAGCACCUUAUAUAUGGCUGUAAAACAUAGGCUAGCUCUUAGAUUUCAUGUGUUAAACGCCUUUUUUAUCCCUUACUAAUGUACCUCAGAUAAUAACAAUAUCGGUGAGAAAUAUCUCUACUUGUUAUCAUUUUCUGAUCU
Carya illinoinensis is the source of this 1706-nucleotide messenger RNA. RefSeq names its product root meristem growth factor 10. The record is from RefSeq and is a predicted model, not a curated record. Bases 928 to 1368 code for a protein of 146 amino acids. The transcript has 2 exons. Lineage: Eukaryota; Viridiplantae; Streptophyta; Magnoliopsida; Fagales; Juglandaceae.